Molecule: messenger RNA, 534 nt
Organism: Nymphaea colorata (pocket water lily)
Lineage: Eukaryota; Viridiplantae; Streptophyta; Magnoliopsida; Nymphaeales; Nymphaeaceae
Product: glycine-rich cell wall structural protein-like
Exons: 1
Coding region: 1-534 (177 amino acids)
Source: RefSeq, a predicted model, not a curated record
AUGGGGAAGAUGGUCUUGGUGGCAGCGAUGGCUUCCCUUAUGGUGGCCACUGUAUUCGCUAGGGACAUGCCUAGCGACGCUGGCUUGGGAGAUGAGAAAAACUUCAUUGCGGGUAGUGGCAUUGGCGCGGCUGGCGGUCUGGGUGGGCUUGGCGGGAUUGGUGGUGCUGCUGGAGGACUCGGUGGCGUUGGUGGUCUGGGUGGGCUUGGUGGAGCUGCUGGUGGGCUCGGUGGGAUUGGUGGUGCUGCUGGAGGACUCGGUGGCGUUGGUGGGCUCGGCGGACUUGGUGGAGCUGCUGGUGGGCUCGGAGGACUUGGUGGAGCUGCUGGUGGUCUCGGCGGGAUUGGUGGAGCUGCUGGUGGGCUUGGUGGACUUGGUGGAGCUGCUGGUGGGCUUGGCGGACUUGGUGGAGCUGCUGGUGGGCUCGGUGGUGCUGCUGGAGGUCUCGGUGGCGUUGGUGGACUCGGCGGACUUGGUGGUGGAGUGGCUGGCGGAGCUGGCGCCGGUGGCCUUGGUGGUGGUAUCAUUCCGUGA